Molecule: messenger RNA, 850 nt
Organism: Drosophila rhopaloa
Lineage: Eukaryota; Metazoa; Arthropoda; Insecta; Diptera; Drosophilidae
Product: programmed cell death protein 6
Exons: 3
Coding region: 78-542 (154 amino acids)
Molecular function (GO): calcium ion binding
Source: RefSeq, a predicted model, not a curated record
UCGAAAAGGGUUUUAUGAGUCUAAUUUUGUGAGUCACACGUUGCAUUCUUUAAACGUAUUACCACAAGUUGCCAACGAUGACAUAUAACCAUGACGGAAUGCCAGACCAACAAUUUCUUUGGGAUGUGUUUCAAAGAGUCGAUAAAGACAGGAGUGGUCAUAUCUCUGCUGAUGAGCUACAAGUGGCCCUUUCAAAUGGUACAUGGUCUGCGUUUAAUCCCGAAACUAUCCGUUUAAUGAUUGGAAUGUUUGAUCGAGAUAAUAGAGGGACCGUAUCUUUUCAAGACUUUGGAGCAUUGUGGAAAUAUGUGACGGAUUGGCAAAAUUGUUUUCGAUCAUUCGAUCGUGACAAUUCAGGGAACAUAGACAAAGCUGAACUGAAAACAGCACUGACAUCAUUUGGUUAUCGUUUAUCCGACCACCUAAUUGAAGUACUGCUUAGAAAAUUUGAUCGCUUUGGACGUGGGACAAUUCUUUUUGAUGAUUUUAUUCAAUGUUGUAUUGUCCUUUAUGUUGUAAAUAAGUCGGAACGGGAAGAAUAAGUCGACCAUAUCACGUAGCUUCUAAAAAUAAGUGAAACAAAUUCAUAAUUUCGUUGUUUUUAACAUGGAGGAAGGAGUCCAUUAUCAUAUAUUUACCAUAAGAAAGAUAACAAAAUGUUGAGAAAAUUCGAUAUAUCUUUAUUGUUUUUAACACAUACACACAAACUCUCUUUCAUAUUGAAAUAUUUUUUUUAACUGCAUUCCUUAUUUCAAAAUUAACAUCCCCGUAUAAAAAUAUUACUUUUCUACUAACUGUGUUUUAAGUUGACCCUAUUCGCCGCCCAAUAAAUCAAAGUUAGAAAAUGUUA